CAGGGGUCUGUAGACCUACUGGCUGACACUCUGGACAACAACACACGCAGCCUGAUGAAAAACAUGGACACUUACCUCUGGUUUUAGACUGCGCAAAACAACAGAGAUAGAGAAGCUGAUGACUUUGAGUCAACCUAAGUUUGUGUCUGGGUAUACCCCCUUUGUAAAUAAUAUCUUAAUUUAAUUUUGUAAAGAACAAUGGAUCUUACUGCCAAACAUGGACUUGUGCUGCUUCAACAGCUAAGGAAGAUGAGGGAGACUGAGCAUCUGACAGAUGUGGUGCUGGUUGCUGAGGGCAUCAGCUUUCCCUGCCACAGAGUCGUUCUAUCUGCAUUCAGUCCAUAUUUCCGUGUUAUGUUUACCUGUGGUCUGCGUGAAUGCAACAACAGGGAAAUAUUCCUGCGCGACACCCCUGCAGACAGCUUGGCUCUCCUCUUGAACUACAUGUACACUUCAGAUCUUCCUCUCACUAACGCCAACGUACAAGGCAUCUCCAUCGCAGCUUUUCUUCUGCAGAUGGAUGACGUCUUCGCUCGCUGUCAGCUGCACAUGACCGAGAACAUGGACGCCUCUAACUGCCUUGGUGUCUAUUACUUCGCCCGUGACCUCGGUGCAGAGGAAUUGGCCGACCACGCUCAGCGAUUCCUGAGGCAACACUUCGUCCAAGUCUGCCAGAAUGAGGAGGUCCUGGAGUUGGAGGCCUAUCAGCUGGGAAAGCUCCUGUCUUGUGAUGACCUGAAUGUUUCGCGAGAAGAAACCAUCUUGGAUGUGGUUCUUCGCUGGGUCAACAACAGAACUAUGGGAGAUGGAGAAGUGCGCAUUCUGCAUCUUCCAGAGCUCCUGAGGAAGGUCCGUCUGCCACUGAUAAGCCCUGACUACUUAAGAGAGGCAAUGAAGAGAAACACGGUUCUGCUGUCUGACGCUGAGUGUCUAGAGAUGCUGAACAAAGCUCUGGAGACCACAUCGAUGCAUCCCUCAGCUGCACCACGCAAACUGAAGCUGCGGUAUGGCAUGGAGACCACAGACCUACUGCUCUGUGUUGGUAAUGACGGCGGUGGGAUCAGGUCAAGGUACGGCAACUACGCUGAGCGCAGCUUUUGCUACGCCCCAUCCACAGGCCGGACCUACUACAUCACGUCACCUCGCUACGGGGAGGCCAUGGGGUACGUGUGUGCUGGGGUUGUGACUGAAAAUAAUGACAUUAUUGUAGCAGGAGAGGCAAGUGCACGCAGAAUGGCUCGACAGAAAGACAUGAGCGUUGAGAUCUACAGGUACAAAGUGGAGGCCCAAGGAAGCUGGGAACGCUUGACGUCAGCAGAGUACCGCGAUUCAUACGCUCUGGGAUCACUGGGUGACACUCUGUUCUUGUUGGGUGGGCAAAUGAAGCUGAAGAACCAGUUUCUCAUCACUAACAGUGUGGAGCGAUGGUCUAUGCAAGGCGGACCCUGGCGCAGCGCAGCGCCCCUUCCGAUGCCUUUGGCCUAUCACAGCGUGGUCAUGAUGAAAGAUCGCCUUUAUGUGAUGGGUGGUCGAACCCCACAGUCAUACCGGAUGGAUGAUGAACCCGACCGUCUUAGUAACCGCCUCCUGGAGUAUGAUCCAAAUCUAAAUAAAUGGACAGAACUUGGCCCCAUGAAGUACUCAAAGUACCGCUGCAGUGCUGUGGCGCUUAAUGGGGAAAUUUAUGUGAUGGGAGGCAUUGGAUGUGAGGGUGUGGACCGUGGCCAGUCACGUCACUGCCUCAAUGCUGUGGAGAUCUACAACCCUGAUGGAGAUUACUGGAGGGACGGACCUCCUCUCCCAUGUUCCCAGCUUUCAUUGCGCAGCAAUGCUUCCAAUGCAGGAGUGGUGGGAGGAAAGAUUUAUGUUUGCGGCUACUACAAAGGAGCAGAUCGCCAUGAUGAUAUAACAAAAGACAUUCUGGAGCUGGAUCCAUGGGAGAACCGGUGGACAGUGGUGGCUCGGCGCGCUUUGAUGCAUGACAACUAUGACGUCUGCUUAGUGGCCAGCCUCAACCCAAGGGGACUCAUGUCCCCGCCUGCUGACUUAGUGAAACAGUGACACUGUUGUCAGUCAGCUGGAAGUCUGCGUGGGAGACGUAGUGAUAGAUUUUAAUUAUUAAUGCACUUAUUGCUGGGCCAAAGGCACUUUUUCAAGCAGAAAAAGUCUUAGAGCUCUGCAUGAAAGACAGUCUGUGGGUAAUGGCUUACUUGCACAUUGGUGAGCAGAAAGGUAACUUGUAAAUAAAAUAUUUUAGCUUCUUGUUAUUUCGUGUAACAUCUACAGAGAGGAUUACUUGCAGAUGUAUGUGUGGCCUAUGUGGAGUAUUAUUAGCAAAGCCAGGGAAGGAUUUCCUUCUGACAGGGAUAAAGGAUGGUUGCAAUGGUGGACACCUGGGUCUGAUCUGGAUCAUGCUUUACUUCUAUUAUAUGGCUGCUUUUAGAGGAUGGCUAUUAAAGCUAGCAGUGAAUUGACAUUUGUAAAAUAUAUAUAUUUCCUAUCAUAGUCAUUUCUUUAUUUGUAGAGUAAAAUGUGCAUCGUUUUGCAAAUAAAUGUGGACUUUAUCCAUG
Molecule: messenger RNA, 2570 nt
Organism: Mugil cephalus (flathead mullet)
Lineage: Eukaryota; Metazoa; Chordata; Actinopteri; Mugiliformes; Mugilidae
Gene: kbtbd12
Product: kelch repeat and BTB (POZ) domain containing 12
Exons: 6
Coding region: 199-2061 (620 amino acids)
Molecular function (GO): protein binding
Source: RefSeq, a predicted model, not a curated record